ACAACAAAUACAAAAUUCAAUGAUUCGAUUUUGUUCGAAUUGUCAUCAUCAUCAUCAUCAUCAUCAUCAAUGAAUUCGAUAUUUCAUUAAGAACAUGUAUCCACAAGUGCUAAUUUUUUGAUUCGACUAUCAUUUUCUUCUUGAUAUUAAAACAAUUUAUUUAUUUGGACUUUUUUUUUGUUCGAAAUAAAGUGUUCAAAAAAAAAAAAAAUUGUGAUCCUGAAUAUAUUUCAACAAACGACAAUCAUCAACGAAUAAUCACGAAAAACAAAACAAACAAAAAAAAAUGGCCUCAUCGUCGACGCCACCCACAACUCUUGACAAUUAUCUACCAUUACUUUCAAGUCAAGAUACAAAGAAAAAAUUACAAAUUGGUAUCGAUUUAUUAAAUUAUUUAAACAUUGAAGACAAUACAAUUGAAUGUGAACAUAUUGGUGCAUUUAUUGAUUCAAUCAUUCAUUGGUUAAAUAAUAGUAAUUUUAAGGUUGCCCAAAGUGGUUUAGAAAUCUUGGCACAUUUAGCCAUUCGUAUGAAAGAAGAUUUAAAACCAUAUUUAUCAUCAAUUCUUGGACCGACUGUAGAUCGUCUUGGUGAUUCAAAAGAAUGUGUACGUGAACAAGCCAAAACAUUGCUCAUUAAAUUGAUGAGUUUUGUUUCAACACCACAGAUAAUAUUGGAAAAAUUAAUGCCAGCAUUCACGCAUAAAAAUUAUAAAGUUCGUGAAGAAAUUUGUCUAUUUUUUCAAGAAUGUUUACUACGUUAUGGUGUGUUUGGAUCUACAAAUGGCCAAUUAUAUGUGUCAAAAUUUAUUUCACCAUUAAUAAAUUUAAUGUCUGAUCCAAAUUCUCAAGUACGUGAUACAUCGAUGACAACAUUGGUUUCUGUAUAUAAACAUGUUGGUGAUCGAUUAAGAAAUGAAAUAUUACGGAAAUAUUCGAAUCAAAUGCCUGCACAAAAGUUACAUACUUUAUUGGGUAAAUUUGACGACAUUGCCAAUACAGGCGAAUCCAUUUCAUUGAUCAACAGCAACAAUAAUGGCAAUUGUGGUAGCAAAACAUCAGCACUAGUUCCUAAAAAUCGUUCCAAUUUAACACCAUCAUCAUUAUCAUCAUCAUCAACAACAACACAUAAUACGAAUAAUGGAAAUGAUAAUGAUGAAGUUGAUUAUAAGAAAGUCAAUUCAUUCAAAAGAGCAACAUCGGCACCACCGGUUAAAAGAAAUGCCAUUCUUAAUAAAUUACCACCAAGUAAUUCAAAAUCUUCUGGAGCAGCUGAUGAAGAAAUGUUUAUGAAUGCAUUCGAAGAUGUUUCUAGGAUACAGAUAUUUUCUGUCAAAGAUUUGGAACAAGAAUUGAAUCGAAUAAGAGAUAUUUGUUCGAUUCCAAAUAUGGAAUGGGAAAAACGUAUCGAAUGUUUAAGAAAAUUUCGUUCACUAUUAGUGGCUGGCGCAGCUGAUUAUGAAGAAUUUUAUCUAUAUCUGAAACCUCUCGAAGUGCCAUUUCAAACAUCAGUCAAGGAUUUAAGAUCACAGGUUGUUCGUGAAGCUUGUAUAUCAAUAGCUUAUUUGUCUCAACGUAUCGGAAACAAAUGUGAUAGAUUUGCUGAAGCACUGCUUCCAACUUUGAUCGAUUCAAUACAAAACAGUGCCAAAAUUAUGUCAAGCUCAGCUGUGGUCGCUAUUCGUUUUGUCAUUCAACAUACCCAUACAAGUCGAUUGAUUCCAAUAAUCACAUACAAUAUAUCUUCAAAAUCAAAAGAAAUUCGAAAAGCAUGCUGUGAAUUUCUCGAUCAACUAUUACAUGCAUGGCCACCUCAUUGUCUAGAAAAACAUGUUGGUGCUUUAAGUGAAGCAAUCAAAAAAGGAAUGAGCGAUGCUGAUCCAGAAGCCAGAGCAUUGGCUAGGAAAGCAUUUUGGGGAUUUGCCGAUAAAUUCAAGGCCGAAUCUGAUUAUCUUCUUAGUUCAUUAGAUUCAAGUAAACAAAGAAUGUUACAAGGUGAACAAAUGUCCAAUUGGAGUUCAACAAAUUCGCUCAAUAAAGUUACUACCUAUUCACGGCCAUUAACAAAUCGAACCAAUUCUGUAUCGACCAAUGGUUCAAUUGAAAGUAUCAAUCGUCAUUUUAACAAUAAUUUGAUUGCAAAACGUUCGGCUAUUCCUGUUCAUUCAUCAACACCACGAAAUAAUUCAUCAUCUUUAAAUCGAACGCCCGUAAAAGCAACUAGUGCUAUAGAUAUUGAUGCACAACGAAGAGCUAGAGCUAAAGCUAAUGUUUAUUCAAAUUCACAUCAUCAUCAUACCAAUAAUAAUAAUUACCACCAUCAACCAAUAAUAACAACAACAACAACAUCGACAACAACAACAACAACCAAAGCGUUUCUUAAUUCAGUAAAUAGUUUAAACCAUAAUGCUAAAAAGAAUGAUGUCACUGAUGGUGGUAGUAUUAAUUCAGCAAUAGUAGCUACAAAUAUGCGAACAUCGGUUCGUCGAAAUCGUCAAGUAUCGAAAUCACAACCUGGAAGUCGUUCAGCAUCACCAUCAUCACGUAUGAAUACAUUUGGUAGUGGUGGAUCAGGCACCGGCAAUAUUAUUCAGACUAAUUCUCGUUAUCAAACACCACCAUCGUCGACAAGAACAAAAAGAACAAAUAUCACUAGCCGUGAUCAAAGUCCGGCAAGCCGUACAAAUAAUAGUAGCCAUUCACAACGAUUCGAACGAAAAUUGAGCUCUAGCUCGACAGCUAGUCGAACGAAAAGUCAUCUUACCAGUUCCGAUCUGGAUCUAGCUCAUAACAAUAGGAUAUUACGGCCAAAUCAACAUGAACAAAUGAUUGAAAAUGCUUUUCUAAUGCAUUCAACACAUAAGAAAAAAUUCUUUGAUGAACAAUCCGAUGAAAGUGAUGCAUCUAGCAUCUGUUCUGAUACAUCGUUUGCAAAUUAUGGGAUUCGUAAAGCCGAAGACAUUGGUAAAAUAAUGGAAAAUCUUUCCAGUGCACAUUGGUCUGAUCGUAAAGAUGGUUUACUUGGUCUAAAUAAUUUUCUCCAUUAUACGGAUGAAAGAUUGAAUUCUUUUCAAUUGAAACGAAUCACAGAUAUUUUUACUAGAAUGUUGGUUGAUCCUCAUACUAAAGCAUUUUCAUUAUUUCUCAAUACAUUGAACGAAUUGAUUCAUAUAUACAAGAAUGAUCUAAAUUCCUGGCUCUAUAUUCUGAUGACAAGAUUAUUUUUAAAAGCCGGUAGUGAUACCAUUAUACGGGUCAAGAUUUCCGUACUACAAUAUCUUUCGAAGCUUAUUUUCCUUAUGGAUUCUUCUGAUUUUACCUAUGAUCGUCCCAAUAACCAUGAAAUUCAAACGGCAUUGGUCAAGAUUGUUUCAUGGACAGCUGAUAUAAAAAGUUCUGAUUUAAGAAAAAUUUCUCAAGAUACUAUUGUCGAUCUAUACAAUCUUAAAUCGAACGAAAUGACCCUAUAUCUAAAUCAACUUCGUAAAACUUAUUAUGAUGCAGCUAUGCAGAUCAUUCAACAUAAACACAAAACCCGUCUCAGUCAAUCAUCAGCAUCGAAUAUGAUGCAAACACCUUAUAUUGUCAAGAAUAUCUCGUCUGGUGUUCAUCAUCAUAAUCAUCAUCAUCAUAACAUUAGCGGUGAUAAAAAUUUCUUUGAUUCGAGUGAUCACCUUAAUCCAGCUGAUAUUUAUGAUUCGCUGAAAAAAACUUCUGAUGAGAUUCAAAAAUAUAGCUUCAGUUUAGAUACUGACCAAAUGACAUCGUCGACGAAUUCAUCGACAUUUGUCAAUAACAAUGGACCUGUCAAUAGCAAUCACAAUGGUAAUAACGGUGAAAAUCACCGACGUAUCGAUGCCCUUUCGAACGUAUCGCUGGAUUCAGUAAUCAGUCCAAAUUCGAUUUCGAUACAGGAUUCGUCAUUAGCAUUCAAGUCAUUUAAACUGGUGGAUAGUAGCUUCAACACCAGUAUGGUUAAUUCACCUAAUACUACGGCCAAUGGAUUUUGUGAUUCACCACUUUCAACCUCGAUCACUAAUGGUCAUCAAAACUUUGAUAGUUUCGUUGCCAAUUUCAACACUUCUUCAUCGGAUAUAAAUAAUGAAAAUUAUCAACAGAGUCUUGCGUUAAUGACUCAAUUUGUCAAAGAUUCAUCACAAGAAGAAAUUACAUCGAAAUGUAAGGAUAUCUACCAAUCGUUGCUAACACGAUUACCAAACGAAAAGAAUUCCCAAUCCAAAACAUCAAUGUUAAUUUGUAUGGGUCAAAUUUUGUUCAAAGCAACUAAAUCAGCAUUUGAUGAUUCGAUCGAACUUUCGUUACAAACAUUAAUGGAAAUCAUUUGUAAAGAUGAGGAUAAAGAAGUGGUAAAAAAUGCCGAAGCAACGGCCAAUUAUGCCAUCUAUAACUUUGAUUCAAGAACAAGUUUUAAAAUUUUACAAUCAUACAUUAACCACGAAGAAAGUGCAUUGAGUAUCAUUUCUAUUAAAUUGUUGACUAAGUUGGUAGAACUGAACGAAAAGGAGAUUGUUAUGGAAUUAUUACCCGAAUUAAUGCCACUAUUGCUGCAGGCCUAUGAUAAUAAAGAAAGUGCCGUAAGAAAAACAGCAGUAUUCUGUAUGGUGGCAAUCUAUGGAUCGGUUGGUGAUCAGAUGCAAUCAUAUUUAACCAGUUUAAGCCGUAGCAAAAUAAAAUUAUUAAAACUUUAUAUCGAUCGGUCAUUUCAAACAUCAUCCGGGAAUAGUAAUGAUAAUACUAUUAAUAAUAAUGUCGGUUAUCAUGCAUAAAUUUUGCACCAUUCAAAUUGAUGAAUCGCUUUGUAAAAAAAAAAAUAUUUUUUCCAUUGUUUUCAUUCAUUUUCACAUUUA
Messenger RNA from Dermatophagoides farinae (American house dust mite), 4867 nucleotides. NCBI's taxonomy places the organism in Eukaryota, Metazoa, Arthropoda, Arachnida, Sarcoptiformes, Pyroglyphidae. The record is from RefSeq and is a predicted model, not a curated record.